GUCUGGAUCCACAGAGGAAGAAACAGGAGGCGUGUUUAAAGAAAAGGGUGUGUUUGAGCAGCUGAGGCAACUUCAGGACACAGCUUUAUAUGCUGAGACUUCUGUGAGAAUCAAAUGAGGAUUUCUGCUCUUCCAGAUUGUGGAGAUGAAGCCCGGCAGCAGAGACUCUGAGCUCCAGCAGCUGUGGGGACGAUGGAUGGUCCUGCUGAAGCGGCUUCAGGAGGAUCCCAGGGUGUCUGUGAUGCUGAACUCCAGAGUCGGGCAGCACCUCAGCAAACGCCCUUUCUCGGCUCUGGCCGUGGUGCUGUUCGUUGCCAUGGCAGCGCUGCCUGUUGGACUCUUCCUCACCUUCGCCCUGGUGACCGUCACCAUGUCGGUGGUGGGGGUUGUUUUCUUUGAAGGCUUCCUGCUGUUCGUGGCCGGAGUCGCUCUUCUGUGUGUUCUGUCCGCCGUCGCCUUCUUCUCCAUCCUGGUGUCCAUCGUCACCAACGCUCUGUUCAUCACCACCUCCGGCCUCCUGAACCUCUACGACUCCAACCUGACAAAGCAGAAAAUCCAGAAGAAGGAGGGUGAAACUUCAGCAGAGGAGGAGGAGCAGUAGUCUGAGGAUGAAGACGCCUGAAUGUCCUGUUUACUGAUGAGACAGAUUUUAUGAGCACAAAAACUCCCUUCUGGUUACUGUCCAACUAAGAUUUAAUGAUGUUAUUAUCUAUAUAUGCGGUGCAGAAAGUAAACAAAGCCUGAAAUAACUCAGCUUUACCAAAUACAGGAGACUGCUUUUAGUCUUGAAACAGGAGAAACCAAAUAAGCCGAGUACUGCUCCAUUAUGUGAGGAUUUUGGUAUGAAAAUGUCCUUUUUACGUGUUUACAGCUUUUCAUGAAAAUACACUGGAAUAACUGUUAUAUGUGUGUUUGCUGUUACGGCGAGUUUUCAAUAAAUACUCAUCAGAAUGAA
This is a messenger RNA of Amphiprion ocellaris (clown anemonefish), 955 nucleotides long. Its product is annotated as lipid droplet assembly factor 1. The coding region runs from base 146 to 601 and encodes 151 amino acids. NCBI's taxonomy places the organism in Eukaryota, Metazoa, Chordata, Actinopteri, Pomacentridae. The transcript is spliced from 5 exons. The record is from RefSeq and is a predicted model, not a curated record.